CCAUAUAGGAGUUCAAACUACUAGUAUGCCCAUCCAGCUGAAUGAAGGUUUACACUUGUUUUGUAACGCUCAGGGAACUUAUGAUCAUAUAUGCCAUCAGUGUAGACAAUGCAGGAAUACAUCAAUGCUGUGAAAUUAUCAUUAACCACGGUUAUUUUGAAACGUUUAGCUUUUCAAUGUAGCACAAACUUACAUUUUUCAAUAUGGUAGCGAGGUUGUUGUUGUGCUGCCCGGUUGUUGUCAUGUCCCCCAAGUGCCUGUAGUGGUGCUGUAAGGAGAGUCUGCUGAUGAUUAAACUAAAAACCCAGCAGCUCUUUAGUGCUAUUUUUUGCUGGAGAUAAACGAGAUUUAUAUGUAUCAGGGAUUCAUACAGAAAUAUAUACAAAUAUAAAAACGCAUAGCUCCUUUAAAGAUACCGAAAACAGUCCGUAAAUAACCCAACAGAUUGAAAUAGGGAUUUCCAUACUGUAUCAGAGUGAAUAUCAGAUACAGCAAAUAGCUGCUGAAGCUGAUGUUCACAAGGACAAGAGUCACGUGAUGUAUGAAGGCAAACACAUACACUUCUCGGAGGUGGACAAUAAGCCAUUGUGCUCGUACAGCCCGAAGCUCUGCAAGCAGCGCCGGCUCAACGGCUAUGCCUUCUGUAUCCGCCACGUCCUCGAGGACAAGACCGCCCCCUUCAAGCAAUGUGAAUAUGUGGCCAAGUACAACAGCCAGCGCUGCACCAACCCCAUCCCCAAGUCAGAAGAUCGCAGGUACUGUAAUAGCCACCUGCAGGUGCUUGGGUUCAUCCCGAAGAAGGAGCGCAAAAAGAAGAAUGACCCGAUGGAGGAGAUCCGGUCGCGGCCUCACCUGGAAUCAGUGGCGCUCAACAUCACGGUGCCCUCGCUGGCCCUGAAGACACCCAACGGGCUGGACGGGCCGGUACUGUCUUCCCCCAGGUCACGGCUGGCAGUGCCCUUCCCUGAGGCGGAGCUCCUUGACCCCUUCGCCUUCCACGAGGAUGACACCGAUGGCGACGAGGCUGCCCCCAGGAAAGGUUCGGCUGUCAAGAAGAAAUUGCAGAGCAAGCUGGCGCUGAACCAGCGGCUGCGGCUCCGAGAGACCACCGCAGAGAUCUUGAAAAUCCAACCAGAGCACUUUAGCCCUUCUCCUGCACCUUGUCCUCUUCGGCUUCAGCAACAGCACCACCACCAUCAACAACAACACCACCACUCUCCUCCGCAUCCCCACCACCAUCAUCAACAGCAGCCUCCCCAACCCCAGCACUCCUUCCAUCUUUCACCUUUACCAAACCCCCCUUCCUGCCUCCCAGGACUGCCACUGGGCUUAAUAUGCAAGCCGCCUCCACCUCAGACCAGCAGUCUGUCGGCACAGGGAUUGACCCCAGGCACCUUGCCGACGAUAGCACAACAUGCUGGUCACUCUCCCAGCAAGAAACCUCUCGCUGAGGUGUUCCUCCCACCCACCUUACUGCCUCCAGCGCCGACCGCUGUUAUGGACUCGCCCAAACCCAAGGCUGUCAUUCUCAAACCCACCAACUUUACUCCACCUCCCGCCUGCCUCAGCAGGCUUCAGAGACUGGUUAAACUGUGCACCCAACACCAGCAGCAGGAUGGAGAUCUCUUUCCACAUUUAGGACUGGAUUGGUCAGAAGACAGUGCAGAAGAUGACGAUGAAGUGGAGCAUUUACCACCAUAUCAGUAUGCCUGGCGGUUACGGGAAAGAUAUUCACAGGACAACUCAGAAGAUGAAGUUGGGGCUUCAAGAAGUAACAGGCUGGCUCGACUUUGCAGUUACCUGCAGCAGAAGUACAAGCACCUCUGCCGCCUGGAGAGGGCAGCAACGCGACAGAAGAGAUGCCAAUAUGCCUUUCGGAAAGCCCUGCUCCAUGCGGCCAGUAAAGACCCAGACUGUGCAGGACAGCUAAUUCAGGAACUCCGAAUGGCCACUCGGACACAGACCAGUGUGAGAAAACCAGAGAGAAGGGACACAAACCCAGGGCUCUGUAGGUUCAAGGGCCAAGCGUGCACCAACCAGGCACUCCCCUUCACCAGGCACUGUUUUCAGCACAUUUUGGUGAAUCGAUCACAGCAGCUCUUCUCCAGCUGCACAGCCAAGUUUGCGGAUGGUCAGCAGUGUUCCAUUCCCGUUUUUGACAUCACGCAUCAGACGCCGCUAUGUGAGGAACAUGCAAAGAAAAUGGAUAAUUUCCUGCGGGGUGAUAAUAAUCGCAAAGUUCAACACCAGCAACAGCGCAAACCCAGGAAGAAAACGAAACCGCCGGCCCUUACCAAAAAACACAAGAAGAAGCGGAGGAGAGGACCGCGCCGGCCUCAGAAACCCAUUCCACCUGCUGUGCCCCAGGGGAACCUCGGCAUGCCCUCCAGCCUCGCGCUGCCGGCACAGGCAGCCAGCAUCAGGAGUCCCUCGACCCCAGAGUUGAGUACAGACGAGCUUCCUGAUGACAUCACCAAUGACAUCUCGGACAUUCCAAACGACCUUGAGCUGAAUCAGGAGGAUUUUUCUGAUGUCUUGCCAAGGCUGCCCGAUGACCUACAAGACUUUGAUCUGUUUGAAGGUAAGAAUGGUGAGCUCCUUCCCACCACGGAGGAGGCAGAGGAGCUGGAGCGUGCGCUGCAGGCCAUGACAUCCUACACAGCCUCUCUGGAAUGCCUGAGCUCGAUGGGUGAACUCACCCAAUCCGACACUGUGGGCGUCCAGGAGCUCCCAGUCCACCGGGGAAUGGGGGUCUUCUCCACACCAGCCGUCUCUGCCAGUGGCAUGGCCACCCUCGGCCGAGCGGUGGUCAACAGUGAGCUAGGAGAUCUCCUGAACGGCCGCAUCCCCACUGAGAACUUCUCCAGCUUGGAGCUGGAUGAGAACUUGCUCCACUCGGCCAACGGCCAGUUCCCUGCACCCCCUCCUCCAGCUCCCUCUUCCUCCACCGUCAGCCUUACCACCACCACCUCCUCCAACCCGCUUCUCAACCAUAGCCCAUUGGCUGAGCGGACAUUUCCCCCUCCACCCUUCCCUGGGCUCCGCGUGGGCAGUCACGCCUCGCCACGAACCCACCCCUCCCAACUGCUUGGCAAGGCAGAGGAGCUCCUUUCCCCCCGACAGCAAUACAGCAGUGAGCACUCACACUCCUCGCCCCAUGGUAGCCAUUACAGUAGUGAACAUGUGCCAUCCCCUUACAGUGAUCACAUAACCUCCCCCCACCCCACCUCCUUCCCUACUGGUGACAGCAGCAGCAUGGCAGCUACCUUCCAAGCAGAGGCACCACUCAUGGUGCCCCCUAUUCUUUCGGGACAGCUGGAGGUGCCCCAUAGUGGGGUCCCAAUCAACCCCCGCCCCCAGUGGAACAAUAUCUCCAUUAACCUGACUGACCCCACCCAGUUUGGCAACCUCAUUGGGUCAGAUAGGCACCUGAUCACCUCGCUCUCCACACCCCCCUCCACCUCGCACUCAGUGACCAUUCAGCCCUCAGCAGCCCUACCAGCGCUGCCCCAGACAAACUUUAGCAGCCUUCCCGCAGCAAUGGGCUCUUCAGCUGCCCCCUCCUCCUCUUCGCACGACCUCUUGACUUCCAAACCCCCUAAGCAGCAGCUUCCUCAGUUCAGCGCCGCCUUCGGCCACCAGCUGUCCUCACACAGCGGCAUCCCCAAGGACGUUCAGCCCAGCCACAGCUCCACAGCGCCCCCCACUGGCUUCACGGUUGCAGGUGCGACCGCCGCAAGUGCCAGCAAUGUGACGUCGCCUUUUACCACGCAAAAAUAAUAAUCUUAAGUAGACUACAAAUAUAGCUUGCUCCCACACAAGAAAAAUGCUUGGACAUCAUUAUUUGAAGCUCAGUUGGGUAGAAUACUGUUACCUUGGGGAUUCUGACCAGUGGUGUCCUCCUGUUCUGUUUUUUAUUUGUUUGUUUGUUUGAAAUCCAAUCCCCACCACUAGAACCCUGGUUCUAAUGAAGCAAAACUAAGGGGGUUGUCACAGCGCAAAACUGUGAAGCACAAAAGACUGGGAGUCACUGAUACACAUACGCUGAAGAAAAUGCUAGCUGUAUUUUUCAAGAAACAGUCCUCGCCCUAACAUUUAUUUAACUGUGAGCACCAUAAAACCAAAAGGCAAGUGGAGGAACUUAACAAAACCAUCAAGGACAUUUCAGUUUUUAACAUAUAGGUGUCUUAGAAAUGUUGGCUUGCUGUGCUCAUUGAUAGGAGUAUGAAGCUCUGAAAAAACUUCCUACAGUACUUUCUAAAUGAUGCUACUUUACCAAAGUGCAAGAUUAACUCGCCACAUAACCCACGAUAGAAACAUUAUUCCUUGAAACUGACAUAAUGUAUAAUAUAAAUAGAGUUUCAUAUUUUGGGGGCCCAUUUGAACCUGAAAGUCUCUCAUUUUUAAUGUUGAAUAGGAAACAUUUAAAACAUCAAAGUACAGUUUCAUUCUUGUUUUUUUAUUCUAAGAGUAAAUAGUUAAACCACUUUUAAUCUACAUGUGUUUUUCUAUUGUAAAUAUCAGACAUUUAAAAUAAAAUUGACAUGAAAAAGUGCAGUAACGCUAUGAGCAUUUUUUGAUACAAUGGGCCUAAUAGACUAGGUUAGACUAGGGUUAAUAUCUUUCAAUGCACUUAAUGGGACUAGUAAUCUGCAGUAUUUUAAGAAUCAUACAUGUUGGGAUUGCUUGCCUUUUGUAUUUAUGUUUGUGUAUACAUUGACAAAGUGCAGGGGGAAAUCAAAGUCAUUGUUUAAGAGCACUUCGACACCUGUAACUUAUUUUGUGUUUCAUGAAAAAUACAGAAAUGUGGAAAGGAAACAUUUUUGGCUGGAGUCUUGGAAUUUUAGAGAUUUUUAGAGGUAGUCUUUAUGGUAUGAAGUGGUGAAGUCAUUUUAUUAACACAGUGCCACCUCCUGAAAAGAUAAAACCAGUGCAGUUCUAAGGUGACAGGAAAGCCAGAAAUGUUUCUUUUGUCAAAGCGUCCUGGUAAAAACAGCCAAAUCUAGGGUUUAAAAAUGUGUACAAUCCUCUGAUGGUGCUUUUUUGGUUAUCUAUGGCCUUGAAGGGAACAUAAAGUGCAAGUGUGAAUUUGUCCCAUUUAAAUGAGAUUAAGUUAAUAUAUUACAAAGUUAAGGUUGCAUUUCAUGUGUCUUAUUGGGCUGGGCUGGGAUGGGGUGAAAGAUUUAAGUCAGUGCACCUGAUUGACUUUUAUGUGUGUACUGUGUAAUUAGGGCUGGGAGGGGGGGGGGGGGGACAUCUUAACAAAUAAACGUAUCUGUAGAAUUUGUCAAGUGGAUCGUAGCUAACAGCAUUGUUAUGCACUGUUAUAGUCUGUUUAUGUAAUCUACUAGAACAUAAUUCAUGGCGGUGUAGUGGGGUAGAUUCCCCCAAUGUUUGGUGGCCUGCAAAGUCCUAUUCUAAACCAGGACAGUCGUUUGCUUGCUUGCUUGCUGGAUACGAGAGGCUCUGUUAGUUUCACCCCUUAGUUAGCCAGAAUAAAUGUAGUCAUUGUAGUAGUAAUAGUAAUAUUAAUAGUUAUGAUGCCUUAUAUGAAGUGCCUCUCUUGUAAUGUUUUUUUCUGGCUGUAAUUCCAUUAGUCAUCCAACAGAGGGUGCUGAUGAGGAACAGCUUUAAACACUGCACAAUUUUUUUUUGACAUUUUUUUUAUUUGCAUUUAUUUUUUAUAAUGGCGCAGCCAUUGCAUGAUUUAAUGUAGUUCGAUUUAUUUAUUUUUUUUCUUCUAACUGCAGUGCAGAAAUGUAUUGAAAUGCCUAAAGCUGUACUGUUUUUCCAUAGACUAAACUAAAUAGCAAUAAGGCCUGCAAAAUUCUAGAAUAGCAGUGCCUCCAUUAUGUUGAAUAAAAUCAGUGCUGCUGCUCUUUGGCACAGUGCUUAUGGCAACUGUUAAUAAACCCUGUAUAUGUUUAGCAAAAUACAGAUAAACAUUUCAUUAAUUUAUGUAUUGGGACUGUAAUACAAGACGACUAACAUGGGCUAUAAAAUUUAGGUACUUUCAUAUAUAGGGCAGUGCUCAAGCCACUUAACAUGAUACCUGAAGUGUUGCAAAAGCCCCUCAAAUGUGGAAGAUAUUGGGCCCCACAGUACUUACGAGAUAUACAGUACUGUGCAAAAGUUUUAGGCAGGUGUGAAAAAAUGCUGUAAAGUAAGAAUGCUUUCAAAAAUAGACAUGUUAAUAGAUUAUAUUUAUCAAUUAACUAAAUGCAAAGUGAGUGAACAGAAGAAAAAUCUAAAUCAAAUCCAUAUUUGGUGUGACCACCCUUUGCCUUCAAAACAGCAUCAAUUCUUCUAGGUACACUUGCACAAAGUCAGGGAUUUUGUAGGCAUAUAGUCAGGUGUAUGAUUAAACAAUUAUACCAAACAGGUGCUAAUGAUCAUCAAUUCAAUAUGUAGGUUGAAACACAAUCAUUAACUGAAACAGAAACAGCUGUGAGGGAGGAAUAUAACUGGGUGAGGAACAGCCAAACUCAACUAACAAGGUGAGGUUGCUGAAGACAGUUUACUGUCAAAAGUCAUACACCAUGGCAAGACUGAGCACAGCAACAAGACACACAGUAUUUAUACUGCAUCAGCAAGGUCUCUCCCAGGCAGAAAUUUCAAGGCAGACAGGGGUUUCCAGAUGUGCUGUCCAAGCUCUUUUGAAGAAGCACAAAGAAACGGGCAACGUUGAGGACCGUAGACGCAGUGGUCGGCCAAGGAAAUUUACUGCAGCAGAUGAAAGACACAUCAUGCUUACUUCCCUUCGCAAUCGGAAGAUGUCCAGCAGUGCCAUCAGCUCAGAAUUGGCAGAAAACAGUGGGACCCUGGUACACCCAUCUACUGUCCGGAGAAGUCUGGUCAGAAGUGGCCUUCAUGGAAGACUUGCGGCCAAAAAGCCAUACCUCCGACGUGGAAACAAGGCCAAGUGACUCAACUAUGCACGAAAACACAGGAACUGGGGUGCAGAAAAAUGGCAGCAAGUGCUCUGGACUGAUGAGUCAAAAUUUGAAAUAUUUGGCUGUAGCAGAAGGCAGUUUGUUCGCCGAAGGGCUGGAGAGCGGUACACGAAUGAGUGUCUGCAGGCAACAGUGAAGCAUAGUGGAGGUUCCUUGCAAGUUUGGGGCUGCAUUUCUGCAAAUGGAGUUGGGGAUUUGGUCAUAAUUAAUGGUCUCCUCAAUGCUGAGAAGUACAGGCAGAUACUUAUCCAUCAUGCAGUACCAUCAGGGAGGCAUCUGAUUGGCCCCAAGUUUAUUCUGCAGCAUGACAACGACCCCAAACAUACAGCGAAAGUCAUUAAGAACUAUCUUCAGCAUAAAGAAGAACAAAGAGUCCUGGAAGUGAUGGUAUGGCCCCCACAGAGCCCUGAUCUCAACAUCAUCGAGUCUGUCUGGGAUUACAUGAAGAGAGAGAAGCAACUGAGGCUGCCUAAAUCCACAGAAGAACUGUGGUUAGUUCUCCGAGAUGUUGGGGCCAACCUACCUGCCGAGUUCCUUCAAAAACUGUGUGCAAGUGUACCUAGAAGAAUUGAUGCUGUUUUGAAGGCCAAGGGUGGUCACACUAAAUAUUGAUUUGAUGUAGAUUUUUCUUCUGUUCACUCACUUUGCAUUUUGUUAAUUGAUAAAUAUAAACUAUUAACAUGUCUAUUUUUGAAAGCAUUCUUACUUUACAGCAUUUUUUCACACCUGCCUAAAACUUUUGCACAGUACUGUGUAUAUACAUAUAUGUUGGCUUAAACUUUAUGUUCCCUGUCGAGGCCAGAGCUCAACACAGUUCUGUCAGGUAGGUAUUUUUCUACUAUUCCAUUUCUCUUUGGGUAAAUUUUCGUAACUAUUAUAGCAGUACAAAUAUUGUUUUUUUUUGGUAGGAUUUUUUAGAAACUGAAAGAUUAUCAAUUCUAUAGUUCUGAGUAUUUAAUAUAUUUAUAGAGUAGCAGUCUCUAAAUAUUGGGUUUUAGUGGUGAAUUGAAAUGAGUGGUAAUGGUUUUAAAAAAAAAAAAUGUUAAAAAAAAUUCAGCCCUGUU
This is a messenger RNA of Acipenser ruthenus (sterlet), 8017 nucleotides long. Its product is annotated as INO80 complex subunit D-like. Gene Ontology annotation, cellular component: nucleus. Bases 538 to 3780 code for a protein of 1080 amino acids. NCBI's taxonomy places the organism in Eukaryota, Metazoa, Chordata, Actinopteri, Acipenseriformes, Acipenseridae. The transcript is spliced from 11 exons. The record is from RefSeq and is a predicted model, not a curated record.